AAAGUCAAAAAAUAUGGUUAUUUUGCGAAGUUACAAAGUUUUGUGGAUGCUUUUAACCAGAAUAUAAAUAUUGUCUUAGUUUCAUUAGAAUUUUUUAUUCCAAACUUGCGAACAACUUUAACAAUCAUAUGUGAUAAGUAAGAUCAUGGGUGGCAAGCAUAAAGUGGCAAAUAGAACAAAAAACAAUGCGAGGCCAUCUAAUAGUGGAAGAAGUGCAGAACUUCUGGGUACAUCUAUACCACAGUUUGCGGGAUUUUCAGGAAUAAAAGAUACUCCUUUUGGAUUUUCCUGCACUACUGAUGAGAUAGACACAUCCUUGGACCCAAAUACUCAAGUGAUAUUCAAAAAAAUUUCAAAAAAAGAUUCUACUACAAAAAUUAAGGGACUACAAGAACUAGCAGCUUUGAUUAAAGAGUCAGAUCAAGAUACUGUAAAGACAUUAUUGCCAGUGUGGCCAAGAUUUUAUAGUGUUCUUGUCACAGAUACUGACAAUAGAGUCAGAGAAGCAACACAUAAUGUGCACCAUCAAAUAAUACUUAAAGUGAAAAGGAAUAUUGCUCCUUACUUAAAGCAAUUAAUGGCCCCUUGGUUUACUUCACAAUAUGAUACAUAUGCACCUGCUGCCAGUGCUGCUUCACAAUCUUUUAAGGAUGCUUUUCCUCCAAAUAAAAUUCAAGAGGCAAUUGUUUUUUGUCAAGAAGAAAUUCUCAAUUAUCUAAGUGAUAAUUUACUAGUUCAAACUGCUCAGACAUUAAGUAAUCUAAAACAUGUAUCAGCAGAAGAAGCGGAAGCUAAAUAUGAACGAGUAUUGAUAUCUUGUCUACAGGGUUAUUGCUUAUACUUGGAGAAAGUAUCUGCUGAACAAAUAAAAAAUACAUCUGAAUUGAAUAACAGCAUUAUUUCUAACGCAAAAUUUUGGAAAUUCUCUAAAAGUAAAGUAGCUCAUGUAAGGGCUUCCUUUUUUAGUAUUAUAUCAGUAAUCUGCCAAAAAGCUACUUUUCUGUUUGAUGAUAAAGGAUCUCAAGUUGUCAACAGUGUCUUUGUUGGUCUUGAUGAAUAUGAUCCAACAGUUUUACCUAAAAUUUGGGAAGCCACACUUUUGACAAUGUCCAACAUAAAGGAUUGGUGGACAUACAUAAAUAUAGAAAAAUUAUUUUUACCAAAAUUGUGGAAGAUUCUCAAACAAGGAGGUCAAGGAAAUGCCUCAAUUAUAUACCCAAGUUUGUUGCCUUUAAUAUCUCAUCUACCUCAGACAAUUGAUGAUAAUGCACCCCAAUUUUACAACUUAUUUUUUGAAAAUCUAUGGUUAGGGCUUAAUCAAAAAUCCACUGUUUCUAGUCGUUCAGAAUCGGUAGCGGUAGCCACAGCUUUCGUGGAGUGCCUUCAAUACGUGAUUUUAAAAAGGCAAUCUGAUCUUCCUUUUUGUAAAACUCUAAUAAAAGCGCAUCUCGUUAAUUCAGUAGAAUGGUGUCUAAUUGAAGACCAAGUAAAUUAUAAAACCUUAUUUAAUCAAAUAUCGACGUUAAUACAGCAUUGGAGCCGCAACUUAGACUCCGAGUACCUAAAUGUUUGCCUAGAAUUCUUUUUAGAAAAUAUUAGAGAUGUUUUUAGAGAUACUUUGUUUAAUGUUAAGGAAUUACCUGGACAUAGCGUAGAAAAGAUAGCUGAUAAGCAGUUGGAUCUACUACAGUCAUUGAAAGUUACCCAUAAAUCAAAGAAACAGUUUAAGCCAGUGUUUUUGCAGUAUGUAGCUUCUUUGAUCAUCAUAUUCAGGAUGGUUAAAUUCAGCAGCGAUGAAACUGAUAAUCAAGAUUCUAAACAUAAACAUUCCAAAACAAUUUCUGACGAUAAAAUGUACUACACUCAUUUGAACAAACUUGUCUAUGACAUCUGUGAAGAUUAUGUUAAGUACAUUUCUGAAAAGAAAUCGCGAAUGUUGGUUAAACACCUUUACUCACUAGUAAUUGAUUUUGAUACAAAGAACUUCUUUUCGAACCUCAAUGAAAAGAUGAAGCAAAAAGUACCUGACUCCAAACUGAUUGAUGUAUAUACCCAAAUUCUUCAUAUGUGGCUCGUUGGUCCAGAGUGGUGUUGCAAACACGUUGUUAGUUUAAUUUUUUUGAUGUUUGAAUACCUUGAGAGUACGGAAAAACAGCAGAUUUUAAAUACAUUUUCGAAGAUAACAUCAGAAGAGUGUUUAAGUUGGUGUAUUUCAGAAGCUUUAUCUCAUCCGUACAAUAAAGAUGAAUUGGUAAAGAAGUGGUUACGAACGGAGAAAAUUAGUAAAUUCAUCGUUUCAAUCACUGACAAGAUUGUAAUCGAUGAAUGUCCACCAGAUUUAAGUACAUUGUUUAAGGUUGCGCUAACUGAGAAUCAAGAUGGAGAACUUUUUAUUUGUGAUGCUGCUGUUGCCGACAUAAUAUCCAAGCUGGUAUCAGUAGUAGAAAAUUAUUCGGACCACGUAGUUACUGCUGAUACCUGUACGAGCCUUGCAGCUUAUAUUUGUGCCAUCAUCUAUACAGACAAUCUAUUAUUAACAUACAGCGAUCAACUGCUACUGGCUCUUUUCAGAUUGUCUUGUAAUUCAAAUAUUGAUAACGAAAUUAUAUCGACAGAAACGAUAUAUGAACUAACCAGUGCUUGGCAAGAUGCGGUUACUCUAUUAUGUAAAAAUAUGAAUAAAGAAGAAAGCUUAACAUUAGUGUCUAAACUUGCAGUAGUGGUAGAAGAAGAGUUUAUGAAAAGUAAUCUAGACGAGGCAAAUGUAAACUAUUUAAUCAAUGUAGUUGUUAACACUUUAAGAGCGGUUUAUAAAAGUUUACCUCUACAUUUAACUGUAUUUUUAAUGGUGUUCGUCGAAAGAAAAUUUAUAAAUUCCUUUAAAAGUUAUAUAGAAGAACUGUGCAAAGUAGCCAAAUAUAUCAGUGGUGAGUUGAGUAACCCUCGUGAAGAACUUAAAUACAUUUCGAACACAAUUGAUAAAAUUGAUAUUGCUAGAUAUUUCACUUGGAUUUACUUUAAACUUGGGAUAGUUGCGUCUACUCUUAAAGAUAUUUUGCCAGAUGAAUACGAGGAUGAAGAUGAUGAGGAAGACAAAGACCCUCCUGGUGGUGAUAUUGAAAAACCUAGUAUUAUUUUAAAAGUUAUUGACCGUCCAGAAAAAUACGUUGCACAAAUUCUACAUGAUUUGUGUGUAUGUCAAGUAUAUAUUGAAACGUUUAAAAAUACGCUGUAUUUUGAUUCCAUUGUGCAUUUCUACGUAUUAACAGAAAUGAAAAUGAAGUCCACAUUAAACAAUACCGAUAAGUUGUUUAGAUCAAAUCUUAAAAGGAUUAUAAAAGAAAAUACCAGAAAAUACGGUUGGCAGUGGCCUGCAGUGGCUUAUCUUUUGUAUUCAGAAUUAUUACCCGAAGAUCUACAAAGUAUUUAUAAAGAAUUUGUACAGGAUGCGUCAAAAACGGAUAUCUCUUAUGAGUUACAUUUGACUCAAGUUCUUAGUCAGAAUAUUAAUUAUGAUUUCGUUCAUAAUAAAGCCAAUGCGAUUGAUAAUAUUGUCUCGUUGCGUAGUUUAAUUCGGUGUGACGACAUUGACGUUCAAAUAGCUGAGGUAUUUACGCAAAUGGAAACAAUUAGAAGCAAGAAUGUGCCACAGUUCCUGUACAAUACUCGUGAUAUAAGUUGGCAAGACUGUCAAGAAAUUGUUGAGGUUAUAAGAUUGUGUGCAGCUAUGAUGGAACAUAAAUUCAACACACUGAGCCAAAGACAUUGGGAUUUUGCUGUUUUGUCCCUAGUGUCAUGGGCAUCAAAUUGCCUAAAAUUCAAAGAUUUUUAUGAUUCACUUCAGUACCAAGCAAUACUCUGUUCGGUGGUCAGUUUAUACGUCAAUACAGAUAACAAGAUUAAAGAAUUAAAACAAAAGGAUGUUUCAAGCAGUUUUGUUGACGAAUGGCAAGAUGUUCUGGUGGAAAGUAUACAUUCCGAUUUAUUACAAACGUGGCUGUAUCUCGCUGAUAAGUUUAAAGACAAGAAGGAUAUUAUGAAAUAUAUACCCCUGAUACAAGAAUUAUCGAAGCUCCUUGAUAACAUAAACUGUGAUACAAUAUUUAAACUAAGUGAAUCGACCUUACCAAAAUGGACAAAAUUCUUAAAACAAGGUUGUGUCUUGUUGGUAAACUCGCAACCGAACUUGCAAUCGUGGGGAUAUAAAAUAUUGUUAGUUUUGGUACCUGGUUUGGUCAAAAUUGAUAAUGAAGCUGUUAUUACCAAUACACCGCAUCACAAUGGCCUGAUUUUCGAACAGUUUAAGGAAAAAUUGGUCGAAACGCACGAAAUUAUUAAUAGCAUGCUGAUGGGUUUCAAGUUGGGUGAAGAUAGUUGCAGAGUUGAACCGAUGACAGAUUCGUAUACUUAUUCUCUGGCAUAUCUACUUCUUUGGGAUGUUCUUUUGACGCUGUGUGACAGUGCUAGCACUGAACUUCGUUUCCAGUAUGCGGAUUGGCUCAGGAAUGAAAAUUUAUUGAACACUUUUUUAAACAAUCUGUUUAAAUUAAUGCCGACCGAAGUUUUACAUUAUGGUGAAGGGAAAUCGAAAUGCAUUAUGGACAAUUUUGUAAAGAAACCUCAAAUGAGCGCAAAAGAUGCUUGUGACAGUGAGAAGAUUGAACAACUAGUAUGCUGGCUUUAUUCGUCUACUUUAGCACAACUACCGGCGUUAGUUCGACAAUGGUGGACAACAUUGGAUAGCAAAUUAGCACAAGUAGUGGAGAAAGUAACUCAAAUAUACGUAUCUCCUCGUCUUAUUACACAAGAAUUGAACGAUGUAAUGACAUAUCAGAGCAAAUUUAAGAAUAUGGUGCUUAAAGUAUCGCAGGUGGCAAGAGAAAUCACAGCAAUAUACACUGUAGACGAGAUACAAGAAGAUUUAGUUAUAAGUUUACCUCAAAACUACCCUCUUGGUGGACUGACACUUCAAUGUAAAAAACAGAUUGCUGGAUCGAGUAUUAAACAAUGGUUGUUACAGUUUAAAAAAUGUGUAAUACAUCAGAAUGGGAAAAUAUGGAAUGGUCUCUCUUUGUGGAACAACAAUUUAGAAAAGAAGUUUGAUGGCGUAGAGGAAUGCUAUAUCUGUUUUGCUGUUCUACACCAAGGAACGUACCAACUGCCGAAGUUAUCUUGUCAGACUUGCAAGAAAAAAUUCCAUUCUGCUUGCUUAUAUAAGUGGUUCCGAACAAGCUAUAAGAGUUCUUGUCCAAUUUGUAGAAAUUUGUUUUAAGACCAGAAUUUUAUUUUGACUGUUAAUAGAAAUUAUUGUUUCUAAAUAUAUUUAUUUUUCUUGGUUCUUAAUAUGGAUCUAAAAAUAAAGGAUAUAUUUUCAUG
Diabrotica balteata is the source of this 5376-nucleotide messenger RNA. Lineage: Eukaryota; Metazoa; Arthropoda; Insecta; Coleoptera; Chrysomelidae. The record is from the annotation of a GenBank genome assembly.